Anthostomella pinea is the source of this 1488-nucleotide messenger RNA. The record is from the annotation of a GenBank genome assembly. NCBI's taxonomy places the organism in Eukaryota, Fungi, Ascomycota, Sordariomycetes, Xylariales, Xylariaceae.
AUGGAUGCAGCAGAUCAGUUUGCUCUUCGCCCAAUGCCAAAGACAUUUCCCGAAAUACAAUCGAAGGCCACGCAAAACGAUGAUCAGCAGAGGAUACCGAUACCCAGCAAAGAGCGUCCACCCAAGGUUCCAAGCCGAAGAAUAUUCAUUGCGGACAGCAAUGGUCCGCCUUUAGGGCACUUUAAGUCCUUUACGAAGCGACACGAGGAGAUCUUGCAACAAACCAACUCAGUCGAUUUUGUGCUAGACGCCCACGGCACAUCAAACCCAAUUGUUUCAAAAGGGAAUGCACAGCCCAAGGGAAAGGAAGCGCCCAAAGCACGCGAAAACGAUCCACAGCAGCCUCGUGUAAUAAGCGUCAAUAAUGGCUUGGACGCCGUCCGGAGAGACACGCCAGACCAACCCGUCUCGUCUGGAGCCAAAGUCGCUAUUGAGCCACCCCUAGAUGGUAUGGACAUAACCCAGGAUGCUAUCCCCGCCACCCAGAACCUCGGGUCGUUGAAUGCAGUCUCCAAGCCAGCUGGUCCUGAUAAAACGAACGGGUUCUUUAUGGACCCUAAGGCGCCUCGUCUAGGUUUCAGUUCAGAUCCAGUGCCUGAGGUAAACGGUGGCAGUCACAGUACAGCACGUUUUGCAACGCCUACUUCACCGCCCAGGGCGCAACGCCAAAACCAUGCGAACCAGGCUCCCCCGGUCACAGAUGCAGAGCCAUUGCCCACGGUCAACGGUGUACAUGAGGAAAACGGGUGGCAAACAUCGUCUAAACCGCCCAACGCAGAGCCUGCCGCUCCACCGCCGGCCUCCGCACCCGUCCCCGAGCAGCCACGCAAGAGGUAUCAAGACCCAGAAGCAAAGCGGCAGGCCCUCAUAGCCGAGCACGAUCCCGCCGAGUUCGACGCGUACAUCUACGGCGAGCUCAACCGCGCCAAUCGGCCGGGCGACGCGCUCUUCGCGCUGCGCCCCUACGCGCGACCGACCCCCUCGAAUGACCACAUACGUCCGACCACGCACUUCGCCGCGAUGGACCCGCGGAUCCACUACGCGCAGCCGCACUCGGAAGCCUGGCACCGCGCGAAGCACGACGAGAUCGCCGCGCGCGGGAACCGGAAGAGUAAGACGAAUUUUGGAAAGGCGGCUGCGCGGCGGGCACGGCGGAAGCGCGAGGUGGCUGCCCACGGUGAUGAUGACGGUGCUAGUGGCGGCGCGUGCGAUGUUCCCGAUCAUGUCAGGAGGGAUCGGAAGUGGGUUAGCGCGCUCGACGAGUUGGAUGAGAUGGCUGACGUGACGCAUGCUAAGCAGAGGGCUAAGAUUCGGCGGCGGAAGAAGGGGAAGGGCGUGGAGAAGGGGAAAGAGAAGGGGCAUGAGAGAGGGAAGGGACCCGAGAAAGAGAAACGCAAACGGACAGAGAGUGAUGAGGACUACGACGAGAUGGAUACAGACGCGGACGCGGAUUCUGAAUCCGACUGGAGUCGGACGCGUCGGGAGUGA